CCAGCCGUUUACAUUUUGCCGGCGGUGCAGGGGACACACGGACCCCCCCCCCAGCUGCUGCUCUCGCCCUGCAGCCGGAUAGCGCAUCUGGACGCUUCAUUACGCGCGGUAAAACGAGUUCACUGUCUUUUUGUUACCCCCCGCCCUCCGCCUGCCACCGCCCGAGAUUAGGAUCUUUUUUUUUUUCUUUCUUGUAUUCUGCAACAAUUAAGGAGGCGACUGUGAAUAUGGAUUUCCACCACUACAUUUGAAGCAUGAGCAGCGCGGGAACAGUGGACACCAACGCGUAAAAUCUCUCCGCUCCUCUUUGGUUUAUCUUUUGGUUCAUCCUCAUCUUUUAAAAAACAAAACAAAAACAACAACCCAAAAAAUGCUGAUCUUCCUGUACACAGCUGCGUUCGUGUGUCUCGAGCAGGCGACGCGCGCGCAGCCGGCGGCGGCUGCGUGUCCGACGCGAUGCGAUGUGAGCAGCUGUCCGAACCCCAGCUGCCCCGGCGGCUACGCGCCGGACCGCUGCGGCUGCUGCCUGGUGUGCGCCCGCGGCGAAGGAGAGCCGUGCGGCCGCGGCGGCGACCCGCCGUGCCCGGACGGGAUGGAGUGCGCGCGCCCGGGGCGGGCGGAGCGACCCGACGGGGGCGCGUGCCAAUGCCGGUCGAGCCGCGCGGUGUGCGGCAGCGACGGGAAAACCUACGCCGACGCGUGUCACCUGCAGGCGACCAGCAGGAGAGCCCUGCAGCAGGGACUCUCUGCCGUCACCGUCAUCCAGCAGGGGCCGUGUGAGGCCAGCACAGGGCCUUCAAAUGCUACAAGCCCUCGUUACAAGUUCAACUUCAUAGCUGACGUAGUGGAGAAAAUCGCUCCUGCUGUGGUCCACAUCGAGCUCUUCCUCAGGCAUCCUCUUUUUGGUCGCAACAUCCCUCUGUCUAGUGGAUCAGGGUUUGUGAUGUCAGAAAAUGGACUGAUUGUUACCAACGCCCAUGUAGUCUCGAGCACUACACCAGUGUCCGGUCAACAGCACCUCAAGGUCCAGAUGCAUAAUGGUAAUGUAUAUGAAGCCAGCAUCAAAGACAUUGACAAAAAAUCUGACAUUGCUACCAUCAAAAUCAACUCACAGACAAAGCUGCCUGUAUUGUUUUUGGGCCACAGUGCAGACUUGAGGCCAGGAGAGUUUGUAGUUGCGAUUGGAAGCCCCUUUGCCCUCCAGAACACUGUCACCACUGGCAUCGUCAGCACUGCACAGAGAGAUGGCAAGGAGUUGGGCCUGCGGGACUCUGACAUGGACUACAUCCAGACAGAUGCUAUUAUCAAUUAUGGGAAUUCAGGAGGACCUCUUGUCAAUUUGGACGGGGAAGUGAUCGGAAUCAACACCCUGAAGGUUGCAGCAGGAAUUUCAUUUGCCAUUCCCUCCGACAGGAUCACUCGCUUUCUUAAUGAUUCCCUUGACAAGCAUAACAAGGAUGUCAGUGUAAUGAAGAAGCGUUUCAUCGGAAUAAGGAUGCUAACGAUCUCACCAGCGUUAAUUGAAGAGCUAAAAGAGCAGAACCCAGGUUUCCCUGAUGUUACCAGUGGGAUUUAUGUCCAUGAGGUCGUUCCACACUCACCUGCACAAAAAGGGGGUAUCAAAGAUGGCGACAUUAUUGUGAAACUGAAUGGUAGACCGCUGAUGACAACAGCUGACCUGCAGGGGGCGCUGCAAGAGGAGACAGCCUUUCUACUGGAAGUCAGGAGGGACAAUGAUGACCUGCUAUUUAACAUUGAACCCGAUGUUAUCAUGCAGUAGACACUGCCACCACAGCACUUCAGAGGUAGACCAACUGCUAAGGACCUACUUUGUGACAUGGUGGAUACUAGCAGCAUACCCAUUUUCGUAUAACUUGCUGUUAACUUGUCUGUACUAAUAUAAAAGGUCAGUAUCAGUAAGGAUGACAUGGUACAAUGUAGAUUUGGCAUUAAGGAUUUACAACUGUACCUCUCUCCUGCACCACUGUCAGGGCAACUUUGAAAUACCCUUUAGGAGUCACUUAAACCCACAGCCAUAAAAUGCAUGUUAACUAUGAGCUUCUUUCACAAUGAUAACACAUUUUUCAAC
Molecule: messenger RNA, 2089 nt
Organism: Scophthalmus maximus (turbot)
Lineage: Eukaryota; Metazoa; Chordata; Actinopteri; Pleuronectiformes; Scophthalmidae
Gene: htra3b
Product: HtrA serine peptidase 3b
Exons: 10
Coding region: 371-1780 (469 amino acids)
Biological process (GO): proteolysis
Cellular component (GO): extracellular region
Molecular function (GO): protein binding; serine-type endopeptidase activity
Source: RefSeq, a predicted model, not a curated record